AUGGCACUUAAGGCCAACGGAGAAGUCCGCAUUUGUGCUGACUAUAAAUGCACACUAAAUAAAGCAUUACAGCAGUACUCUUAUCCGGUGCCUGUAGUGAGCCACAUCCUGGCGUCUCUACAGGGAGGCUACAUUUUCGCCAAGUUAGACUUGGCGCAGGCCUAUCAGCAGCUGGUGGUGGACAAUGCCAUGGCAGAGGCCCAAACAAUUGUGACCCACCGGGGUGCCUUCAAGCAGUCCCGGCCUGAAAUGCCACAGGCUCCCGUUUAUAGAUGGGAUACCACACAUGCUCCUUGGUCGAGGGUUCAUAUUGACUACGCUGGCCCCUUUCAGGGGCAACUCUUCCUCAUUGUGGUGGACAGUCACUCCAAAUGGCUGGAGAUCACUCCAGUGACCACUAUGAUGACUGCCAGGACUAUCCAGGUGUUGAGGGGGAUUUUUGCCUCUCACGGGCUCCCAGAUGUCCUCACCUCCGACAACGGACCUCAAUUCACCUCCUCGGAGUUCCAGUCCUUUCUGAGGGUGAAUAUGAUUAGGCAUGCUACUUCUGCACCUUUUCAUCCGGCCUCAAAUGGCCAAGUGGAACGCAUGGUUCACACUACAAAAGAAGCCUUGAAACGGCUCACCCAUGGAAACUGGCAUCACAGGUUGGCAGAUUUCUUCUUCUGUCACCGCACUACACCAUGCACAUCUCCAGGCAAGAGUCCAGCUGAGCUCCGAUGGGCUCGUUGGGGCACACCCUUGUUAGCCCAAUGUAGCCCAUUGCUGGACAACUUUGUGGAGUUUUGUGAGCACAUGCGGUUGAUGUAUGAGGACCCCAUCAAGACUCAGACAACUACCCAGCAUUUGAAAGCCCUGAGGCAAGGCUGA
Messenger RNA from Crotalus tigris (Tiger rattlesnake), 870 nucleotides. RefSeq lists its product as uncharacterized. The transcript has 3 exons. Gene Ontology annotation, molecular function: nucleic acid binding. NCBI's taxonomy places the organism in Eukaryota, Metazoa, Chordata, Lepidosauria, Squamata, Viperidae. Gene Ontology annotation, biological process: DNA integration. The record is from RefSeq and is a predicted model, not a curated record. Bases 1 to 870 code for a protein of 289 amino acids.